AUGGCGGAAGACCCUUUCGACGAUGUCCUGAACCUCGAGGAUCAAUUCUACGACCAGGGAUAUAAGCAAGGAUACGAAGAUGGCACCCAGGCUGGCAAAAUUGAAGGCCGCUCCGUCGGAUUGAAAAAAGGUUUUGAGAAGUUCUUGGAAGCAGGCAGGCUGCAAGGAAAAGCGGUGGUGUGGGCGAACCGGUUGCCCCGGAGCAAGACUCAGGUAGCAGAAGCGGCGCAAACAUCCCCCAACAAGUCCAGCACCCAAGACCAAAAGGGGGGUGAUGUUAGAGAGUCUCAGCUGCCGCCGCUUAGCUGCAAUCAAAGGCUGGAAAAGAAUGUCACGUCGCUGUAUGCAUUGGUAGAGCCGGGUACCCUGUCAACCGAGAACAAUGACGAGUCAGUCAAUGACUUUGACGACCGGUUCAAGAGGGCCCAGGGGAAGCUCAAAAUUGUUGAGAGGAUAGUACGGGAAGGAUUUGAAAAGGAAGGGUCCAACGAUGCUCCAGGUAAUAGUCCUCGGCCGGCGCGGAAUGAGAUUUAG
Messenger RNA from Pseudomassariella vexata, 534 nucleotides. RefSeq lists its product as uncharacterized. The coding region runs from base 1 to 534 and encodes 177 amino acids. The transcript has a single exon. The record is from RefSeq and is a predicted model, not a curated record. NCBI's taxonomy places the organism in Eukaryota, Fungi, Ascomycota, Sordariomycetes, Amphisphaeriales, Pseudomassariaceae.